Molecule: messenger RNA, 705 nt
Organism: Plasmodium yoelii
Lineage: Eukaryota; Apicomplexa; Aconoidasida; Haemosporida; Plasmodiidae
Product: Josephin domain-containing protein, putative
Exons: 3
Coding region: 1-705 (234 amino acids)
Biological process (GO): protein deubiquitination
Molecular function (GO): cysteine-type deubiquitinase activity
Source: RefSeq, a predicted model, not a curated record
AUGUGUUAUUAUAAAAUACAUAAAAUUGAAACGGAAAAUGGACCAAUAAAUGUAUACUUUGAAAAACAAAGUAAAUUAUAUUGCUUACUUCAUACUACUAAUAAUAUAUUACAAGCACAUAUAUAUUCUCCUCAAGAUUUUCGAGAAUUUGAAAACAACUUUGAUUACACAAAACUAAAUAGUAACAUAUCAGACAAUGAUAAUAAUAUAAAUGAAAACAAAAAUAAUAAAAAAUCUAGUGACCUAAAUAUAAAAGACAAGUUGAACUAUGAAAAUAUUUUUUCCUAUUUUAAAAGAGGAAUUAAUUAUUUUGGAAAUUUUAAUAUUGACGUUUUUUAUUUUUUUGUAAGUAAACAUAAUAUUGAAUUACAUUGGGUUGACAAUAAAGAAAUAUAUAAAAAAUUAAAUCAAAAUAAUAAUUGUCUUUCACUAUUUAGUGAUAGUGUUUUAAAUGAUCAUAAAUUAAUUGCUUUUGUAAUAAAUAUGGUUAAAAUAAAUUUUUUAAAUAUUUAUAAUCAUAGACAUUUUUACACAAUAAGAAAAAUUUCAGGCAUGUGGUUUGUCUUGGAUUCCUCGCGCAGUAAGCCCAUUCUCUUGCCUACUAGCCAGGAUAUGAACAAACAUUUAAUUAAUAUAGUAAAAGAUAAUAAUUUCACUAAACAUGAUAAUUAUAUUAUACAAGUUUUUAAAAAUUAUGAGAAAUAA